Messenger RNA from Acomys russatus (golden spiny mouse), 1495 nucleotides. It is a transcript of the gene Erich5, whose product is annotated as glutamate rich 5. NCBI's taxonomy places the organism in Eukaryota, Metazoa, Chordata, Mammalia, Rodentia, Muridae. Bases 243 to 1388 code for a protein of 381 amino acids. The transcript has 3 exons. The record is from RefSeq and is a predicted model, not a curated record.
GGUCUGACACGGUCCCCUCUCUGGCUUUAUCCACCUGUGCGUCUCUCGCUAGCCUCACCAGGUGCGCGCCCGGAACCCUGAACCCCGCUGCGCCUGCGCCUUGAGCUCUUGGCUGGGGAGACAAGAUCACAUAGUUGGAGAAACUUCAGCGGCUAGGUUUGCGGUGAGCAUCGCAUCCACGCCCCGCGACCGACACCCGCGUGAGGCUAGGCCAGGUGAGCCAGCCGACUGCGCUUUGCGCGAUGGGCUGCUCCAGCAGUGCCCUCAACAAGGCGGGCGACAGCAGCAGGUUCGGCGGUGGAGUACCUUCAAAUGAGAAUUCUUCCACUGUAGAACAAAUCAAGUUCUGUGUGGCCCAACCCAAACCAUGUACACCAGGAAGAGAAGCUGCUUUUUAUGGCAACGCACAAAGGGAAAGCCAUCCUCCACCAGAGAGGCCCAAGGCUUCAGUGGUGCCUACAGCUAAUGGUGUUAAAUCUUACCACCAACCAUCUCUGGCAAAUGACGAGGCCCCUGGAAAGGAUGCCACAGAUCAGUCAGGACUCACGAAGAAGAUCGAGCCUCGAGUGCAAGGAGAAGAGUGCGAGCCACCUCAGCCGGGAGCCAAAGACAAUACACUAGGGACUGAGGAAAUGAAGGAAGACGUGGAAGCAAGCACAGAGGCCCAGCCUGGAAAAGGAAAUGCUGAAGAAGCAAUGAAUCAGCCUCAGAGCAUGCCAACAGAGAGGCACUCCCCUGGAGCAGGGAACGACACGGAGAUUCCACAGACUGGAGUGACGAAGCUUCUAGAAACCGCUGAGAGCAUUCUGUCUCCGGAAACAGCUAAGGAGCUACCACCGGAAGGAGCAGUAGGAGAAGAUGCACAGCCCCAGCUUCUAGAAGCAACUCCCAAAGAGAACAACUCUGCAGAAACAGUGGAAGGGAGUCAGUCUGCAGAAAGCAGUGGACAGCAGCGACCUUGGGAAACACCAGGCAAAGCUGAGCAGCCCCAAGAUCUAGAAAUCAUUCUCAAAGAUAAUGAAGCACUGCAAAGCCAGCUUGUGCAAAUGCCUGCGACGAACGAGUCACCCUGUGAUGGCCCCAGAAGUGCCCAGGAAUCUCAGCCUGAAGCAAAUGGCGGAAGCAGGGAGCAGCUGGCGGCCACUGCAGAGACGGCAGCAAAUGUGGAACCGGUCAGAGAAAUCCACACCAAUAAAGAGGAGCAGCACAUUGAAGGUGAAACAGGAGAAAAGGUGGAAGCAGAGAUGAAAAAUGAGAAAGAAAGUGAAGAAGCUGAAACCAAAGAAAAAGACACAGGAGAAGCUGUGGAUCAUGGAGCAGCAGAGGCCAGCAACAGGAGGGCUAGUGCACACAGUGUCAGAGCAGAGCAGGAAAAUCUGAGGCCCUGAGGGCAGGUACCAUCCUUCUGUGGCUACGUGGUCCAUGCAAGGGUAAUGGAGCUGUAGACUGACUGUAGGAACCAAGAGAGUGAUGCCAUUUUUUAUUGUGUUAUGCC